Melanaphis sacchari is the source of this 3569-nucleotide messenger RNA. Its product is annotated as histone-lysine N-methyltransferase eggless-like. Gene Ontology annotation, molecular function: protein binding; zinc ion binding; DNA binding. The coding region runs from base 371 to 3466 and encodes 1031 amino acids. Gene Ontology annotation, biological process: negative regulation of gene expression; heterochromatin organization. The record is from RefSeq and is a predicted model, not a curated record. The transcript has 5 exons. Gene Ontology annotation, cellular component: nucleus. NCBI's taxonomy places the organism in Eukaryota, Metazoa, Arthropoda, Insecta, Hemiptera, Aphididae.
GUACAACAGUCAACAGUAAACAAUAUUAGUACUAAUAAUUAUUGUUUACAAUUUUCAUGUUCUUUGUUUACGGAGAACAUUAUAAACGGUAGUCGGUACUUCGGAAGUAUUUGUUCAUGGACUAGCGGUGGAACCUACUAUUAUUUUUUUGUAGUACAGUCUACUUCACAGAUAAAUAAUUAUAAGUUUUUAGUUUUUAGUUUUUACUGGAAAAAUAUUGGAGAUAGUUUUUAAUCAAUGAAAACCAACUAUGAAAAUAUUUAGUGUUUUAUACUCGUAUACUCUUAUCGGUUCUGUUUGAAGUUCGCCAAAUUGAUGGUUCAGUAAAAUGUAAGUCAUUUCGUUUGAAAAUUCUAUAAAAAAAUUAAAAAUGGCUUCAUCCAGUAAAAGUUUGGGACCAUAUAAAAUUAGUCCUGAAGAAUUAGAAGAACAGAGGCGUCAACUUAGAUGUAUCAACAGGCGAUGUAGGUAUGGUGAUGUCCUGCUCGAUGCGGUAGCAUUAGUAUGCUCUUAUUAUGAUGUCGAUUACAAACCGGGCAGAGAGGUUUGCUCAACGUGUCUAGCUAAAUGUCUUAGACAUUAUAAGUAUCUUGAAUUAAAAUGGAAGGAGGGAAAGUGUGUUAUGGAUUCCAGUUUUCCAAGUUAUGAUUCAUACUUGGUUAUUGAUGAUUCGUCGUGUGAAGAAAAUGAUGAACCAGAACAUCCAAAACCUAGUACUUCUAAAGAGGGUUUACCUCCUGACCAAGAAGUUAAAAAGGCUAUUGAUAGUGCAAUCGUGCAUUAUUUUGAUAAAAACAAAUAUCUCUUUGAACAUCAAGUUAAAUUAUGUGAUGAGUAUAUGACACAAGGAAUAAAAAAAUGUUUGAUUGAAGCAGAUGCAAUUGAUAAAAUUGCUGCUCAGUUAGAAGAUGAAAUGAAAUCAUUAAGAAAUGAAAUAUAUGACCCAUAUCAACCAAUAAUAACAUCUUUAGAUCCUGUGGAAAUCAAUGAUCUGGAGGAGAGCACAGAUGAGGAAUAUGAAGACCUCGAAGCACCUAAUAAUGAAUUUCAGUUGCCUGUAGAAGAACUCACUACGGCUAAAGAAGCUAAAAGAAUUAAACUUGAUAACUCUGAUAAGGAAGAUAUUAUCUCUAUUAGAAGAACUUAUUGUCCUAUUCCUUCUAAUAUACCUAUGGAAGGGCCUUUAGACUAUCCUCCUCUUGAGAAUGAACAAAUUGUAUAUGCAAUGAAGUUAACAUUAAUGCAUCCAUGGUAUAGAUGUAAAAUCAAAACUUUAAUUAAUAGUGAUUAUGUACAUGUCAAAUUUGACAGCGAUGAAAAGUUAGUGACAACUAAACAAGUUGCAUUCUCUACACUGAAUACAGUAAGAUUUCCUGUGGGUUGUAGAAUAAUUGCUAAAUAUUCAGAUCCAUAUUUUAGACAUGUCGAUGAAUUUUAUGCUGGUAUAAUAGCCGAACCUCCAAAAAUGCUUAAUGACUUUCGAUACUUGAUUUUUUUUGAUCAUGGUUAUGUUCAAUAUCGAAAACAUCAAGAUAUCCGUUUAAUUGCACGCAAAUCAAAUCAAGUAUGGAAUGAUGUACACCCAAAUUCAGGAGAAUUUAUAAGAAGUUAUUUAGAAAAGUAUCCUGAACGUCAAAUGGUUAAAUUGACUAAACAACAUUCAGUUCGAGCAGAACAUGACAACCAAUGGCAGAUGGCAAAAGUGCUUGAUGUUGAUUCAUCUUUGGUCAAAUUAUAUUUUCCUGAUUAUAAACAUAGUGAAUGGAUUUAUCGUGGUUCUUCACGUUUGUAUAAUAUUUUUGAAAAACAAACCAAAUCUGAGAGGGGCAUUCGAUUAAGGCAAUCUGGAUUGGCUUAUUUAAAUAAGCCAUUUGUAGAAUUUACAAGUGUAGAAGAAGAACCUUGCCGUAAUUCAAGUAAAUAUGGUAUAAUUCGUAAAAGUACCAGCAAAUUAACAACACAAGAAGAUGAAAAUACAGGUGAUGGAUUUGAUGUUAAUACUAAAUGUAUAAAAAAAACCAAUACUUUUAAGAUUAUUGAUAUAAUAUUGCCUAAAAACAUUCCCAAUCCAUUAAAAUUUAUUAAACACAAAUGUAAUCCUUCAUGUGUUGAAUGGACAGCAUAUAACUAUGAAAGAACAAGACAAAUCAGCAUGUUGAGUAUUCCUUUACAUUUUGGUUUUGUCAGGUAUCUUACAUUAUUUAAUAACUCUCAAAAGUAUAUUUUAUACAGAACUCCGUGUGGUGUAACCAUUCGAAACAUGAAACAGAUGCUGGAAUAUCUUAUCAUUACCAAAAGCAAAAUGACUAUUGACCAAUUUGAUUUUAAUAGUUGGGUUAAACCAUUUUCAGAAUUUAAAAUCAUAAAAUAUGUGCAGUUUUUAAAAGAUAUAUCAGAAGGUAAGGAAUUUAGGGGCAUAACAUGUGUGAAUACUAUUAAUAAUAUAUUGCCACCAAAAAUGGAUUAUAUUACUACUAGACAAGCAAUGCCAGGUGUUAACAUAAAUGUAGAUACUGAUUUUUUGUGUGGUUGUGACUGCACUGAUGACUGCCAAGAUAAAUCAAAAUGUGCCUGUUGGCAGAUGACUAUAGAUGGACAGAAGAUUUUACCUAAUCUAUACAAAGACCCUAAUAUUGGUUACAGUUAUCGAAGAUUGCCUGAACGAGUUUUAACUGGUAUUUAUGAAUGCAAUAAAACAUGUAAAUGUUCCAGUUCAUGUUUAAAUCGUGUCGUACAAAAUCCAUUAUCACAAAAAUUACAAUUGUUCAUGACGGAGAAAAAAGGAUGGGGUGUACGAUGUUUAAACGAUAUACCUCAAGGAAGUUUCAUAUGCAUUUAUGUUGGUUCUUUGUUAACUGAAACUGAUGCUAAUGAAGGUGGCAAAAAUUAUGGCGAUGAAUAUUUGGCAGAAUUAGAUUAUAUUGAAGUUGUUGAAAAAAUAAAAGAAGAUUAUGAAAGUGAUAUAUCUUAUAGUGACCAUGAGAAUGAUUUGGAAAAGAAUCAAUCCGAAUCAUCUGAUGAACAAUAUCCUUCUACAUCUGAUGGCAAAAGAACUGAAAUGACACUUAGAUUGCGCAAACGGAAAAAAUCUAAAACUAAGAAAGAUAAUAAACAUGUGCAUGUUCCAUCUAAAUUAAAUGCACGUGAUAUGAAAAACAACCCUGAACCUCCAAAAUCAAUGCGUGAAUAUUUUGGAAAUAACGAGAGUGUAUAUAUUAUGGAUGCAAAAACUAAUGGUAAUAUUGGACGUUAUUUAAAUCAUUCAUGUUCUCCAAAUACUUUUGUCCAAAAUGUGUUUGUGGAUACGCAUGACUUGCGGUUCCCAUGGGUAUCAUUUUUUGCACUCCAUUACAUACAAGCUGGAACAGAACUAACUUGGGAUUAUAGCUAUGAUAUAGGAAGUGUUCCAGGAAAAAAGAUGAAAUGUCAUUGUGAGUCUGUUUACUGUAGAGGGAGAUUACUAUAAUUAUGACUAGUAUGAAGAGUCAAAAGCAUGAAACAAUAUAUAAUUAUUUUUAACAUAAAUACUCUAUGAUAACAGAAUAAUUUUUUUUUCAUAAUUAUGUCAU